Drosophila sulfurigaster albostrigata is the source of this 1977-nucleotide messenger RNA. RefSeq names its product solute carrier family 28 member 3 (gene CNT1). Gene Ontology annotation, cellular component: membrane. The transcript is spliced from 6 exons. Bases 80 to 1939 code for a protein of 619 amino acids. NCBI's taxonomy places the organism in Eukaryota, Metazoa, Arthropoda, Insecta, Diptera, Drosophilidae. Gene Ontology annotation, molecular function: nucleoside:sodium symporter activity. The record is from RefSeq and is a predicted model, not a curated record. Gene Ontology annotation, biological process: nucleoside transmembrane transport.
AUUCCAUUUGGAUUUUACACACUAUAGUAUACUAACAUACAAUACACAAUACACAUAAAUAUUCCAUUUAGUUUUAACUAUGGCUGAGGCUCCGAACCCAGAGGAAGAAGAUCCCAAAGCCGCAAAAAGGAAGAAGAUCAUUAAACUCGUGCUGCAUGUUCUUUUUCACGUCUUUUUUCUAGCCUUCUUUAUAUGGGCAACAGUUAUAUACGUUCUCCAUGAUCCAAACGCAAAAAAGUGCAUUAGACCUCAGCCAGAGGAAGUAGAGAAUACAACAACACAGAUCGCAAUCACUGAAGGAGAAGAGGGAGUCCCAGCAACUACUCUUCCAGCCACUGAAGAAACAACAACAGAAGCGCCGAAACAAGACGAUUGGAAGGCACACAUUCUGUGCGAGUUUAAUUGGUGCACUGGCUACGGGUUCCUUCUCCUCAUGCUACUUGUGUUUUAUGCCUUUUGGAUAUAUUAUUGGGUUUUCAAGCCGUACAUUGGACAGAAGCUGUACGACGAUAAAAUUGAGCCCGGCGUUGACAAAUGGAUUGAGUUCAGUCGGAAACGCCUUGUCUCAAUCGUAAUGCUCAUAGUACUCCUUGUUCUUGUUGGUGUAUAUCUGGGAUUUGAGUGUCGAGACGAUGGAAGGAAGGCUAUCGGAUUACUUGGCCCAGUUGUCUUCAUAUUAUUGGGUGUUUUAAUUUCGAAGAGUCGUCGUGACAUUCCCUGGCGUGUUGUCGUCCAUGGCAUACUUGGACAAUUAAUUCUGGGCAUCCUGUGCAUCCGUCUCCAGGUGGGACGCGACAUCUUCAUUUGUGCCGGCAAAAAGGUCACACGAUUUCUAUCAUUCACCGAACAUGGCUCACGAUUCGUUUACGGUGACCGCAUCUGUGAUGAAUUUGUCUUCGCCUUUGCCAUUCUGGCGGUCAUAUUCUUCUUCAGCGUAGUCACAUCAAUUCUGUACUAUCUCGGCGCUAUGCAGUUUAUACUGGGUGCGUUUGGUUAUUUCCUGCAAGCCACGGUUGGCACUACAGUCUGUGAGAGUGUCAAUGCCGUGGGCAAUGUGUUUCUUGGCAUGUCGGAGAGUCCAUUGAUGAUCCGGCCUUAUAUCAAGAAGUUGACAAAAAGCGAAUUGCACUGCAUUUGCACAUCAGGAUAUGCUACGGUUGCUGGAACUGUUCUGGGUGCUUAUAUAUCAUUUGGCGCCUCCGCUGCGUUUCUAAUCACAGCCAGUGUUAUGGCUGCACCUGGUGCAUUGGCAUUCGCCAAACUUUACUAUCCCGAAACCGAAGAGUCGCAGACAAAGUCCGAUAAUAUAGAGCUGGAAAAAUCAGAAGAUAGGUCGAUUUUGGAUGCAGCCGCCAGUGGGGCCGCAAAUGGUGUCAUAAUUGUAUUGGGUAUUGUAUCCAAUAUAAUUGCCUUUCUGGCCAUUGUGUACUUCUUCAAUGCUGUCACCGAAUGGAUGUUUGAAUUGGUUGGCCACGAUGACAUCACAUUCUUAUAUCUGCUCACCAAAUUAUUCAUUCCACUUGUAUUCAUAAUGGGUGUCCCGACGCAUGAUUGCGAGAAUGUUGCCUUGGUGGUCGCAGAGAAAACCAUAAUCAAUGAGUUUGUGGGUUACAAAACUCUAGGCGAAAUGAUCAGAGAUGAGAAAAUUGAUCAACGCAGCGCAGGCAUUGCUACCUUUGCCCUAUGCGGUUUUGCCAAUCCUGGAUCUCUGGGCAUUUUGAUAGCUGCCUUGAGCGCUAUGGCUCCAGAUCGUCGCCACGACAUCACAAUGGUUGCUCUUCGUGCAUUUUUAACUGGCAGCAUUGUCAGCUUCACCUCUGCCUCUAUUGCUGGUAUCUUAAUUCAAGAUCACGAAUUGGACAAAUUGAGUAAAUCGUUAUUGGAUUACAUUGACGAAGGGGAUAGCAAUGUACGCACAUAUAAUUUGUUCAAUAUUUAAAAAGAAAUAAAAUAUAUUUUAAACUAUGUUAGCGAAAA